AUGCCUCUCGAGAAGCUCGUCCGCAUAACAACCCUGAUACCCCGUAAGAAGGGCUUAUCCAAGGAUGCUUUCUACAAGCACUGGACGGAGGUGCAUGCCCCUCUUUGUACAGACUUUAUGCUGCGUCAUGGUGUCGUUGAGUAUCGACAAUAUCACACCACCGACGAAGCCAAGGCGCUCGGCGAGGUCAUGGCGAAGGCUGCUGGUCGUCCGAUGCUGGAAUACGAUGGCAUGAGCGAUGCAUAUGUCAAGGAUUUCAAGACAUUUGAGGAUGCAUUUCGGGACCCUGAGUAUUUGCAGAAGAUCCGGCCAGACGAGCUUGCUUUCAUCGAUGUCGAAAACCUGCAGAUGACCAUUGGCUACGAUUGGCUUGUUGUUGAGAACGGCAAGAAGUUGAUGGGACGCUCAACAAGAGAGUAA
Molecule: messenger RNA, 420 nt
Organism: Verticillium alfalfae VaMs.102
Lineage: Eukaryota; Fungi; Ascomycota; Sordariomycetes; Glomerellales; Plectosphaerellaceae
Exons: 2
Coding region: 1-420 (139 amino acids)
Molecular function (GO): oxidoreductase activity
Source: RefSeq, a predicted model, not a curated record